Messenger RNA from Schistocerca gregaria, 853 nucleotides. RefSeq names its product nematocyst expressed protein 4-like. The transcript has 4 exons. The record is from RefSeq and is a predicted model, not a curated record. Bases 54 to 761 code for a protein of 235 amino acids. NCBI's taxonomy places the organism in Eukaryota, Metazoa, Arthropoda, Insecta, Orthoptera, Acrididae.
CACAGUUCAUCAGCAGUCAGUCAGCCCAUCCGUGCUCUCGUGUGCGGGACAACAUGAGACUGGCACUACUCCUGAUGGCAGCCUUCGGGCUGACCACGGCUGACUUCCCGCUCCUCUACCAAGUGCCAAAGGUAAUCUAUGCACCACCAGUGCCAGUCUACGGACCUCCACACCCAGUGUACGGACCACCACCACCACCGCCACCACCACCACCACCACCACCACCACCACCUCCACCCCCUCCACCACCGCCGCCGCCACCACCACCCCCAGUAGAGGUGUAUGGUCCCCCUACACAUGUAUAUGGCCCACCACCACCCCCUCCACCACCACCACCACCACCCCCACCCCCACCUCCACCACCACCACCACCACCUCCACCACCAUGUAUGGGCCACCUGAACCUCUUUAUUAUCCACCACCACCACCACCUCCCCCACCACCACCACCACCACCACCACCUCCACCACCACCACCACCACCACCACCUCCACCGCCACCCAAAGAGUAUGGGACACCUCAUCCAGUAUAUGGACCACCACAUCCACCACCACCACCUCCACCUGCAGCACCAGCUUCGCCACCAGAUUUUGCUGGACCACCUGCACCAGUGUUUGGUCUACAUGUGCCAGCAACGACACCAUCAGCAGACUAUGCUACUCCCGAACCUUCUUAUGGACUGCCAGAGCAUUGAAGACAGUCCGUUUUGCUGUGCCAAAUUGGAACACGCGAUGACCAGGACGCCGAAACGAAACGAGUGAAGAGGCAUCCAGAUUCGACGAAGUUGUAAAUACGUAUAACAUCUUGUAAAAAAACUGUAAAACAGAAAUAAAUUCUAAGUCUUUUUUAACAA